This is a messenger RNA of Patiria miniata (bat star), 7456 nucleotides long. Its product is annotated as sterile alpha motif domain-containing protein 9-like. NCBI's taxonomy places the organism in Eukaryota, Metazoa, Echinodermata, Asteroidea, Valvatida, Asterinidae. The record is from RefSeq and is a predicted model, not a curated record. Bases 1 to 5400 code for a protein of 1799 amino acids. Gene Ontology annotation, molecular function: protein binding. Gene Ontology annotation, cellular component: cytoplasm. The transcript is spliced from 6 exons.
AUGGCUUUGAAGACGUAUGCAGAUUGGGAAAAUGCUGUGAAAGCCGCCCGGGUCAACUAUGAUCACUCCCAGUCUAAGAUGGUCACUAAAACGAAAGCGGUCAGGAAGUCCAAGAAAAUGGCAUUCCUCUCUGUGUUUUCAAUGACAAGGGCUGCGGCUGUUUCAUCAGAACCAAAGAGCAACAAAAAGUCACCUACCAAGUCCCAGACGAAACAGCAUACGGUGAAAGAAUCUGAAAACAAAAGAUGUCUUGCAAAAGACAAAAAACGCACUAUACAGAUCAUAGUUGAGACCCCCUUAGAUUCAACAUUUUGUCUGCAGCUGCAUCCAUCAACCUCGAUUUCAUCUCUGAAGGGAUUGCUCCAAGAUCGGCUGGGAAUCGAUCCUGAAAAACAACAUCUUUUCACAAGAAAAGGAUUCGAGCUUUGUGACGCGCUCUCACUAGAGGACCACAACAUUCAGCAGGAUACAAACUUAGAGCUACGCCUUGUCUCUGGGUUGAUGGGCGGCACGAGGAAAGACAAAAAUAAAACACGGAGUACAAAGUCUGGUAAGGAACCAUCACAAGAUGACUCAAGUAAAGAGAAAGAGCCAACUCCCGGGAGACUAGACGAUACUGUGCUGGAAGGAGCUGCAGCUAAUAACCAGUCAUCGAAACCCCGUGACAGCACUCAGCAUACUACCGUACAUGAUGCUGCCUCGAUGGAACUACCGGUGCACAUGUCAGACUGGACCGAGUAUGAUGUGAAACGUUGGCUCAUAAGUCUCGGGGUAUCGGACGGGGUUGUUAAUCAACUAUUCGAUGAACAAAUAGAUGGAAGGGUUUUGAAGCUGUACACAGAAGAUCAUCUGACGAAAGAUUUCAGCAUAAACAAACGGGACAUGCGUCUCAUAAUGUACGAAAGAGAACACUUUCUACGUCAGCCUGAAUCAAGCCCAAUCACGAAGGACACGUCAUUCAGUGAUAAAAAAGAAGAAAGUGAGCCUCUUCAAGAUGAAACCCACGUCCAUCAGAUACAGACGUCCACAGUUGAACCUGAAAAGAAAACUGAUGAAGUCUUUAAUGAUAUCCCCCAAGCAUCAGUUCGACCGAAAAUACCAAAAUCCAAAGCAACAAUUUCUUCACAAAAGACAGAGAAGGCGGAGCUACCAGAUACUCUCCCACCUCAUCAGAGUCCUCGUCUAGACAUCCUUCCUCCAAGUGGAAAAGCAAAACCAUUCGAUGAGCGAGACGAACCAUUACAAAGACCCGUUUCUCGUGGCGAGAUGGCUCCAUUGCAGAAAACAUCCGAACAUGCACAAAGACACGACGAAAGCAAACCGGAUGUUGGAAAAGACGUAUGCCCAAAACCCAACGAUCAAACUCCGCCGUCUUCUCAUGGAGAUGACGAAUCGGAAAGGCAGGCUUUCGGCGAGAAAAAUAAAAAAUCUACAGCUACAUCUCCUAAGGGGGAAUCGUCCGAUACACCUCCGCAUAUGUCGGCAGUGGAAAUCAGUAAAGAUGACGAAGCUAAGGUUCGCAUGCUACUCACAGGGGAUGAACAUGGCGAACUGUCCCAGUCAUUCUAUCCCGUACUCGUUGCAAAUAAGCCGACCGUACUUAAUAAAUCUACCGAGUCUGAAAUCGACCCCUUUCGGCAACAAUUUGGAUUUAUAAAGGACAUCAAAUGGACAGCUGUCUUAGAUUUUGAUGCAACAUCUCUAUCAGAUGGACUGUGUAAGCUAUAUCAUGAAAAAAGAAUGGUUACCCUGCAGGAGCCGGACCUGUUCAAAGACAUCAAAUCAGAGGAAGACCUAAAAGAACUAAGAAAAAACAUCGGAUUUCCAGAAAAGACUAUUUGGCUAUUCGCUAAUGGUCGAGAAGAUAACCCAAGUAUCCGUACCCCUCACAUGGAUCUACAGGAAUGGAACAAGGAACGCAGUCGAGAUGUAGAAGCAUCCAUCAAUUUCUUUUCUCAGCCUUCGGUCAUACCAAAGGAUCGUGCUUCUAUAGUGUUUCUUCUACUAUCCGAUGAUGAUCUGGGAAUUGUCUGCGACAUUUUCAGAAAAAUGUUUUCAUCCUUCAAAGGCUUACACAACAUCACCUGCAUCGCUGAAAAUGAAAAUGUUUACUCACAGUUUGUAAAGGGCGUGGAAAAGUGGGUCACCAAACCUGAGUUGGACGAGAGGAGCGUGGUUGGACUGAAAUGGCAAGAAAUCAACGGCAUCAUUAUGCGAAUGAGUGGUGUGAACCAGGUCGAGGCAAACGAACUGCCUACACGCAUGGCAGGAAAAUGUUUCUUAUCCGAGAAACAGAAAGAGCAAUGGGAUGAUAUAACUGUUGUUUGCAAAAACGAGUGCGAAAAUACCGACAUGGACGAAUCCAGUCAGGACUACCAAAAAUUUGCGGAAAAAAAAGAAGUGAACUUUUAUCGCGGCGCGAAGGUUGACUGGUGGAAUUUUUCCAUAGGUGAAAGGGAAAUGAAUCUCCACAGAGGUUGUGGUCACGUGCUGAAGAGAAAAGGAUUUGGAGAAAUGUCGAGAAAAGUCCGUAAACCGCUUGAUAGUUCGAAGGCUAAAGAGAGCUUAAUUGUCACAGUGACACUCUUACACCAACCUGGUGCCGGGGGUACUACGUUAGCCCGUCAUGUCCUGUGGGAGCUUCGCCACGAUUUUCGCUGUAUCGUCGUGAACAGAGUUACAAAGAACACUGUAAAUCAGAUAAUGGGGGUAAGAAGGCACGGUUAUAACGAGGACUCUACUGAGUCUACUCAGAAAAUUCCUCCUGUGUGUGUACUUGUUGAUGACAUCGAUGAAGUUGAGCUGCUCGACUUGAUUGAUGAGUUAAAGGAUGUUUCAAGAGAUAUGCACCUUGAUGGUGGAGCAGUUUGUGUCCUCUUGCACUGUAAACGUUGUUCGGAGCCGGAAACAUUGGUGGACAGUGAACGUCGAGAACUCUUCAUUGCGUUGACUCAAAAGCUUGACUCCCGUGAAAAGGAAUGGUUUCAGAAAAAGUACAAUGAAUUAGAACACAAGGAAAAGGAACUAAAAACUGCCGAGUACAAUCCCGAACAUCUUCUCGCAUUCAUGGUGAUGAAGGAAGAAUUCAGUAAAGAGUAUAUCGCACACGUUGUUUCGAAGAUUCUGAGUGACAUCCAACCGAACGAAUUUGAGCUAAUUAAGCUGUGUGCGUUUUUGAAUUCCUACAGACCAGAGGCUGCCAUACCUAUAUCUUGCUGUGACUCGCUUAUGGAUAGGCGGUCAUUACCCCGCAGCAGACGGCUACUAUACUCGACACACCCCUCGACACGAAGGGUUGCUCCAUGGGAGACUUUAGUGUCCUCUUCUUUUCAGAUCAUUGUGGUCGCCGAAGACAAGGAAUUAAGGAUCUUUCAUGAAAGCAUAGCCAGAGAAGCUUUAACGCAGACCCUCCAGAUUGACAACCAGUCGCUUGUAGACGUCGCCAUGGAUUUUCUGAAGUCUGAACUGUUCCGUUCAUGGUCCCACUCCAAGGAAAGCCUCAAAAAAGCAACGCGCGAUCUUCUCGUUAUAAGGAAGAGGAAAAAACAUGGUGAUGACACCGAGACUAAAUAUGCGGUUCUCAUAGAGGACAUUCGCAACAAACAUGAACCCGAAAAGGCCAUCGAGAUACUGAAAAUUGGCUUUGAAACACUUGAAGAUGCCUUUGUAGCUCAGCAGCUUGCAAGACUUUAUCUGACAUUGCGCAACAUUGAAAUGGCACAUUUAUAUGCUGACAAAGCACUGCAGCUGGACCCCAAAAACUGUUACUUUUGGGAUACCAAAGGCCGAGUGUACAAAACAGCCACGCAAGAAAAGUCGUCCAAAUACAUGGAAGAACAGCAAGUCGUAUGCGAUGAGUUCCUUUCCAAUUCAUAUGGAGCCAUGGAUGCCUUCCACACAUCCUACGAGGUUUCCAAGGAGGCGAAGCAAACUGAGUACACCGGUUUAUAUGCAGAAGUCGAAGUCGCCUUUAGACUUCUUGAGGUCAUCGGCACGUGCGUAGAGCCCUUCAGAACAAAGGGUGGAAAAGCGGAUUUGAAGAAGUAUCUUCUGAACAUCAAACCUUCAGACCAUCCACAAAUAAGCGACCGCUGCCACGCCCGUAUUAUGAAUUUGAAAGACCGAGUAGACUCUGUAUUGAGUUUACUGGAUGACAUGUCAACCUUCUGCAAAGACGAUCCUACAGCGAGUACGGGACAGAAACUUGCUGAGAUGAAAGAGCACCUGAAAGAAUACUUUAAAAUAUAUGAAAGGUAUUACGGUGAACCGAAACCAGCACAGCCAAGCAAGUAUCAAGAUCCCACAAGCCUUGCCGAAUAUUGGCGCAGACAAGUCAAGGAAUCCAAAUGUGGCACCUUUCGUGAUAUCUUUGAUCUUGCUCGAAACAAGGAGUUACGUACACUCGACGAAUCUUUGCAACUUCUGUUGAAGAACUCGAACCAGUACAACUUUUUUGACUUGAAGACUAUCAUAUGCAUACACUUGGCUUUAUCCUCAGCUAAAGAGCAGUUGGUGUCAGCUGAUGAGGUUUAUCAGCAGUUUGUUCAGCCGCUGAAUGCUAUAGAUCAUCGUAAAACAGACUGCUUUCCACCUUUCUUCAUGAUGAUGUUUCUGUGGCCAGUACCAGAUGUUGACUCGGAGAGACUAGACGGAUAUGAUUUGUCGUAUUACAUUGACGCACUGAGAAAGAGGUGGCAGGAUCUCGCCGGGAAAAGAUUGGCACAAGAAAGAUGGUCCAGCCGACCCCAAAAUAAACCACGUACAUACUUCUUCUUGGGACAAGGCAAAGAUCUCCAAGUGUUUGCCCACAUCAACGAGCUCCACCCUACUCCGGGUAAAAUUGAUAGGGCAGAACGUGAUGAUGAGUUUUGGUCGUCUCGUCCUGUCAAAGAGCGGUUAGUCCGUUUGGAAGGAACAUUACAACAUCAUACAUUCCUAGUGCACCUCUCGAAGAAGGGCAAAAUCGAAAUCAAAUUGGCAGUUCCUUUUAAUCAGCAAGUACCAAGUCGAGAGGCCGUCACGUUCUACCUUGGAUUCACCUGGGAUGGGCCGGUUGCUUAUGAUGUUAAGAUCAAAGGAAAGGAAUCGCGUAAUGAUGCAGCACCACGCUUUCACCAUGCCUACCCGAGUUUGACUAUACCAUCUGAAAAAUCCAAGACCUCGUUGUCAAAAAAUCUGUCCAAGAUUGACCAGCUUCAGAAGGAUCGCCAGAAUCUGAAUAAAGAGCGAAUGGCUUUGCUAGCUUCUCCACAAGAGUAUGUAAAAGAGACAACCAGCAAGGGGGAUGUUUGGACACUCAGAACAAAGAAGAUUCAGGAAUGCGAACUUCAAUUGAAGGGAAAACAAGAUGAACUUCGGCGGCUUUUACAGGAAGACACGUCAUUGGAGGACGGGCCUUAGCCUAUCAAUGAUGUCGUCAUCAGCUGACUGAUUGGCUAGGAAAUUCCAUUUGAGGUUGUCAUUGGGAAAGCAUAGAACGUGUGAGAUAUAUACAGAUGUAUGUAUUAAUUUCCAAAGAGUCAAUUCUAACCACCGCUUUCUUCAUUGGGCUUACCUGCACGUGCAUUAGCAAACAAAAUGGUUACGAUUUUAUACAGGCGGUAUAUACAUGUUUAAGAUUAAUGGAGCAGAGUGAUUUUUUUCGGUGUUUCUUUUAAUGACAGCUCACGAUGCAACACCAGCUCGUUCAAAUCGAUUAUUUUCUAUUAAACGCUGAACAAUUUUUUUUUAAAUGAAGACACAGUUCACGGCAAACAGAAAAAAAAUGAAGCGUAGGGACCUUUUAAGGAAAGUAUGCCGUUUAUACGGUUGUAUCGAUCAACAAUAUCUUUGCUUCACGAAGUCCCUUCACUUUAAAAAAACAAUUAUUAGUAGGAAAAAGUGGCUAUACUUCCUCAAUUUGUUUCAUUCCCAUUGAAUGUUCCCUUCACUGACACAAUGUAUAUAAAGCGCAAAUGUUACUUUUCUGUGGCUUACGACACAAAAAUAAUCGAACUAGUUGUUAACAUAGGCCUAUAGUAGAGCAGGUAAUCAAAAAAUACCAAUGAUUGUUUUUCAAAUUAUUUUUAUUGCACUUAUGCGGAUUGCGAAUAUUACAUGUUUACCUUUCUGACUUUUAACCUAAUUAUAGGCCUAUUUAAUUGUUUGUCUUUAUUUUGCCAAGUUCGUGAUAUGCUUCAAUUUUCCAGUGAGAAUUUCAUCAUUAAAAAAAAACAAUAAUUAAAGUUUUCCGUGCAGUAUAAUAUAGUUCUGCGUAAAAUUCAAACUCGGUACUUUUUACACUAAUGAACAAGGAGAUGAAAUGUUAUCAUGUGAAAUGUUGAUUUUUCUUCUUUCUUAUGCAGGGGAAAGUUAGAAUUGUUGAAAUGUCCAUGUAAAGCAAAUGGUUCAGUUGAUGUCAUAAACUUUAAUCAUUUGUAUAUAUUUUCUUAACGUUAACUUUAGAUCAAUUCGUAUAUCCUUACUUGUACAAGCAUGCAGUUUUUAUGUGACACCUUAAUCGAAAGUGUAUUUACAAAAAACUGCAAGGACAUCCUUUGAUUUUACAAUUACAACUUUAUAAGGACUAUUUCUGUUUCGAUCUUUCGAUGAACUGUAAAAACACAUGCUUAUAUCAACUGCAUUAAUACAACUUAUUCUUGAAUUGAUAGAGGAAACGUUUUAUAUAUGAGAAUAUGGAUCAAGUGGAGCUGUAAUUACGAUUGUUUACAAGUAGAACACGUAAAAAAAUGUUUUCAAGUUAAGAUUUGUUUGUACUAAGGUGGAUUGUGAAUAUUUUUGCAUUUAUGCGUUUCUGACUUUGUAAAUAACUUGUCUUUGGGUUAAUGUCUUUAUUUUCCAAAAUGUAUGAUGAACUUAACAUUUACAGUGGACUUAACAUUUACAAUCAAGUGAAAACAUAACUGAAGUUUUUUGUAGUAUACAGGGCAAGUAAAACGAAAGUGACCAGGAUUACAAAAAAAAUUUCUUAAAAAGCAAUCAAAUUUGAUGCACCGAUGAAUCUGACUCCAAAGAGCAUUUUCUUCCACUCAUCUGAAAACCAAAAUAAUUACUGAAAGUGAUCCAUGCUAUCAGAAGUUAUGCAUGACUUCCAAAAAGAACCAAUUUUUAUAGUGUUGUUUGGAAGAUAUUGAGCUGAGUGAGAAUUACAGAUUACACACAGGCAUUCAAAUACAAAUGAGAUUUUAAUCAUUUGAGUCAAGACUGAAACAUUAUUUGACUGUCAGAUUUUGUGCUCUGAAUAUAAUGAACAAGUCCACUCGAUAUUUGUCUAUUUUCGUUCAUUCAUGAAGGUGAAAAAACGUCCAUGUUUCAUUGUAUUUUGAUUGGUAUUCAUCAGUUCGUAGAACGGUAAAUGAUCAGUGGUGAUCAGAGUAUGCAUAUUACGUGAAAAUUCCACAGUUACCUGUCAAUAACAUUUACUUCAUCCGUAAUUGUUUUUAUGAAAUGGAGCGAG